Molecule: messenger RNA, 1200 nt
Organism: Microthlaspi erraticum
Lineage: Eukaryota; Viridiplantae; Streptophyta; Magnoliopsida; Brassicales; Brassicaceae
Source: the annotation of a GenBank genome assembly
AUGGCGGUCAACUUGCAGCACCAGGAUUACACAGAUGAAAAUCUAGCAAACAUCAUAGAGAGCUCUUGGAAUGAAUGGUUUUCUUACGACGAUGUCAAGACCCUAUUUGAAUCUGGUGAUCAACUCCAAAUUUCAACUGAACCGAUCAAGACAUCUCCAGAAGGAUUGUACCUCUAUGGAAGUGAUGGCAAUAUAGAUGAAUUAGAAUGGGAUGAAGAAGAUGCCGUUGUUGCUUGGGAGGACAACGAAGUGGUCAGAGAAGUAGUCAUCUUGUGCAGAGCUUCGUACAAUGUCUUUGAAACUCUUCCAGUGAAGAGGACUCUUGAAAGAAGGAGGUAUGCGUCGGCAAACUUUCAGAAUCACUGCCUAGUUCACUAUCGGGUAAUACACGAGGAAGUCAAUGCUCAAGAUGUUGAAGAAGAAGUUGAAGACCCUGAUGAAGACGACGAUGAUUACUAUGACGGAGAGGACGAUGAUGAUGACGGGAGUGGUGGAGACGACGAUGAUGGAGACGGGGGUAGUGGAGACGAAUUUGAAGAAGCUGCCGAAGAUGGUGAUGACUAUCCUCCUGAUAUUGCUGCUCCUGUCGCUGCAGCUGCUUGGGCCAUGGAUCUUGCAGUUGACCACCCUGCUACCGAUAUUGCUCCUGCGGCUGCCGCUUCUCUAAGUAGUUUACAUUCUGAUCUACGUGAUGAUGCCUUGGAAAAAGUAUGUGGCGGUCUUGACAUUCUCCAAGAGGCUGAAGAUGAAGUGAAAACACUGAAUCCGAAUCCCCUGAAGUCCAGCGAAAUGAAGUCCAGCGAAGGAUGUGGCGGUCUUGACAUUCUCCAAGAGGCUGAAGUUGAAGUGAAGACAUUGAAUCCCCUGAAGUCCAGCGAAGGAUGUGACGGUCUUGACAUUCUCCAAGAGGCUGAAGUUGAAGUGAAGACACUGAAUCCCCUGAAGUCCAGCGAAAUGAAGAAACGGAAACGGGUGUUUAAGAAGAACGAAGAAAGAAGGAUUGAUGACUGUGAAAAGGAGGGAAAUCGUUUCAGUGCUGUUAGAGGAGCGCACAAAAAAAUAAAACGCGCAGAGAAAGCUGAGAGCAAAAUUCCUGGUGAUAUUGCUCAGUCUGAUAUUCUUGCUAGCAGAGAUGGUGAAGUCGACAAGGCUAAAGAGGAAGGUUUAAGCGGGCAGGAUAUUCUGGACAAAACUGAUUGA